This is a messenger RNA of Zeugodacus cucurbitae (melon fly), 1107 nucleotides long. RefSeq names its product odorant receptor 2a-like. Gene Ontology annotation, molecular function: olfactory receptor activity; odorant binding. Gene Ontology annotation, cellular component: plasma membrane. Bases 1 to 1107 code for a protein of 368 amino acids. The record is from RefSeq and is a predicted model, not a curated record. Lineage: Eukaryota; Metazoa; Arthropoda; Insecta; Diptera; Tephritidae. The transcript is spliced from 3 exons. Gene Ontology annotation, biological process: detection of chemical stimulus involved in sensory perception of smell; sensory perception of smell.
AUGAACAACAAACAAGACGCAGUUGGGCGCCUAGACUCUAGCGAUGCGCUACGCUACGUUUGGCUAUUCUGGCGCAUAACGGGUAUACAUCCAACCGCAAAAUAUGGGGGCAUAUAUUGGCUUUACUCGCUGCUAUUGAACUUCUCCAGUUCCGUGCUUUUUAUAGCAUUUUACGUGGUCACAUUCUUCAUUAGCACCGAUCUGCUUGAAACGCUGACGAAUCUCAGCGUUAUGGUACCACUGAUCUACACCUCCACCAAGCACCUCGUCGUCUUCUAUCACAUCAGAGGCAAAUUGCCGCAAGCAGCGUGGCAUUUACAGGCGUUGGACCGACGUGUUGAACUGGAGCCAGCGGCGUGUGAGUACUUGAGACGCUUGGUGCAACGCUGUCAUCGAAUUUUCCUUGCGGCUUUGGCUGGUAUUGGUGUCUGCUUGGCACUUUACGCGCUGGUUGGCAUAGCUCGUCAUAAGCUACCAUUUGAGGGUUGGCUACCACUCGAUUGGGAGCACUCGCUUAACGCUUAUAUAUUGGCCUGUGCAUAUCAGUUGUUCUGCCUGAGUGUACAGUCGAUCUAUGCGCUGUGCAGUGACACCUAUUCGAUCAUAUAUUUGUUGCUGUUGGUGGCUCACCUGCGCAUCUUGAAUGCGCGCAUUGCACGGAUCGGUGGCGCGUGUGCGGCGCAAUGCGGGGAAGUGGCUAACUAUCAGCAGUUGGCGGACUGCGUGCGUGAUCACUGGGAGUGCAUGAAAUGCAUAAGUCCCGCUAUAGCUGCUACAAUCUUCGUACAAUUCCUCAGCACCGCCUUUGCGCUUUGCACCGCCGCUGUGGCCUUCGUGAAUGCCGAUUCCAGUGUGGAGCAGCUUAUGAAAUUUCUGCCCUACCUCCUGGUGGUGCUCUGCGAAAUCGCGCCGUGUUGUUGGCUUAUGGAUGAGGCCGCCCUGGAAAUGCUCAAAUUGACGAAUGCACUUUUCUCUUGUUGUUGGUAUGAGCAGAAUUUGCGCUUUCGUCGUUCUUUAAUUAUUUUCAUGCAACGCUCUCAAAAGGUGGAAAAAAUAUUGGCUGGUAAUAUUGCGCCAGUUUCGUUGGAUACCUUUAUUAAGAAAUAA